Messenger RNA from Fusarium sp. VM40, 837 nucleotides. NCBI's taxonomy places the organism in Eukaryota, Fungi, Ascomycota, Sordariomycetes, Hypocreales, Nectriaceae. The record is from the annotation of a GenBank genome assembly.
AUGCCCGAUUCCGCGAGCGACAACCCCGAAGUUGGGCCCAAGGGAGGCUCUCCAAAGCCUGCAUCCAGAUUUGCGGCAGAAGUCGAUACGCGAUGGGGAGAUAUCCUACUGCUCGUGUGCUUCUUCGUGGCCGGUCUCGUUGAUAGUGCCGCGUUCAACAUGUACGGAUGUUUCGUCAGUAUGCAAACAGGAAACACGAUCUUUGUUGGUCUAGGCGUCAGUCACCAACCGGAAAACCUGCCUGGGAAGGCCUGGUCACGAUGUUUUGCCGCCAUUGCCUUCUUCGCCCUCGGAGCUCUGUUCUUCUCUAACUUCCACCGCCACUUCGGUCCCCAGAAGCGCUGGGUUCUUAUCGUCUCGUUCCUCAUCCAGACGAUCCUCACUGGUCUGGUAGCCCUUCUCGCCACCACCGGCGCCGUGUAUAACCAUCCCCAUGGCCGUGAAACUAUCCACGAAGAUGGCUAUAUCACAGAGAGAAUACAGAACUCAUUCCCUGCAUCCGACUACGCGGCUAUCAUCAUCCUCGCAUUCCAGAGCGCGGGACAAAUCGUCGCAAGCCGUGUGCUCAAGUACAAUUCCAUGCCUACUGUUGUACUGACAAGUCUGUACUGCGAUAUGAUGAGCGAUGCGAAGCUUUUCACUGCGCCCAUUACCGAUAACGCUGAUCGAAACCGAAGAGCUCUAGGAGCAAUCCUUCUCUUUGCUGGUGCUGUUUCUGGAGGCUUCUUGUCCAAGUCUUGGGUUGGCUUUGCUGGUGCUCUGUGGAUUGCUGCGUUUUUCAAAUUGGUUAUUACUGUUGCUUGGAUCCUGUGGAAGCCCAAGUCUUCCAAUAAGUAA